Trichoderma reesei QM6a is the source of this 1077-nucleotide messenger RNA. Its product is annotated as peptidyl-prolyl isomerase. Bases 109 to 732 code for a protein of 207 amino acids. Gene Ontology annotation, molecular function: peptidyl-prolyl cis-trans isomerase activity. Gene Ontology annotation, biological process: protein peptidyl-prolyl isomerization; protein folding. The transcript is spliced from 3 exons. Lineage: Eukaryota; Fungi; Ascomycota; Sordariomycetes; Hypocreales; Hypocreaceae. Gene Ontology annotation, cellular component: endoplasmic reticulum; fungal-type vacuole. The record is from RefSeq and is a predicted model, not a curated record.
GUCUGGUAUAAGUUCAGUUUACUCCCCGACUCUCGCUCUGCCAAUUCUUGGCUGCUUUCUCGACAAGAACAUCUCUCAUAGAACAGAACCGACGCGACAACAUCCACCAUGCUGACCUUUAGGCGGCUCUUCACCACCGCCAUCGUCCUGGUGGUGGGCCUGCUCUUCUUCGUCAAGACGGCCGAGGCCGCCAAGGGCCCCAAGAUCACCCACAAGGUCUUCUUCGACAUUGAGCACGGCGACGAGAAGCUGGGCCGCAUCGUCCUGGGCCUGUACGGCAAGACGGUCCCCGAGACGGCCGAGAACUUCCGGGCCCUGGCCACCGGCGAGAAGGGCUUCGGCUACGAGGGCUCGACCUUCCACCGCGUCAUCAAGCAGUUUAUGAUUCAGGGCGGCGACUUUACCAAGGGCGAUGGCACCGGUGGCAAGUCGAUCUACGGCAACAAGUUCAAGGACGAGAACUUCAAGCUGAAGCACACCAAGAAGGGCCUGCUGUCCAUGGCCAACGCGGGACCCGACACCAACGGCUCCCAGUUCUUCAUCACCACUGUUGUUACCUCAUGGCUCGACGGCCGACACGUCGUCUUCGGCGAGGUUCUCGAGGGCUACGACAUUGUUGAGAAGAUUGAAAACGUCCAGACCGGCCCCGGCGAUCGCCCAGUGAAGCCGGUCAAGAUUGCCAAGAGCGGCGAGCUGGAGGUUCCCCCCGAAGGUAUUCACGUCGAGCUCUAAACUGUCUCACUGCCUGCACACACGCACUCGUACACGCACACGCACACGCACACACAAACACGGUGUCUCCAACUCUUCCGUCCCCUGUCACUUGGUAUGCUGAUGAAUUUGGUUUGAAAUUCAGAGCUCCUCGAGACGGCUGGCCUGGUUGACGCAGCGGGAUCCUCGGACGCUGUUGACUCGGACGUUGGCGGUGGAUCUGGAGCGCUGCGAGUGCUGCUGUUUGGCGCCGUUGCUGUCGGCGUUGUCGGCCUCUUUGUGCGAAUGAGGAAGUCGGGCGGCGCUGUGCACGCAAAGUCGCUGGCCUGAUGUAGUGAGAGUGCGAAAGAUGUGAAUAGAGAGUAC